CUUCUUGUUCCUGGUGCUGUUCCUCCCUGCCUGUGGAGAAGUGAAUUUUUUCCUACAUUGGGCUCAAAGUUGUGCUGACAGCUUACAAAAAGAUAUACGCUGGGUCUAUAGCAUGUUGCCAUUCUCCAGCACAACCAGCCUGUCAUGGAGGGUAUCACCCAUACGACCUGAUUUGUUGGAAUUACAGGUAUUUAUAAAGGCUCUUCAAAGCCAUAGCACCAUGUUUAACACUGAGUUGACUAAAGGUGAUGUAUACAAUUGGCCUAUAAAUACCUCUUUUAGCAACACAGGACAUGGCAAACCUUUCUCUGUCAAUGCCAUGGAUAGACAGGUGAUUGUCCUAGCAACUCCUACUAAAACAAUUACUAAACCUGAAUUACAAAAAACAAAAGUCAAGCUCCCAGCCAUCAAAUCCCAUAACUAUUGCUACAAGGAAGGUUUUUUGCAAAUCUGGGACGGUUUCAUCUGGCUCGCGCCCACAGCAGGACAUCUUCAGCAAGUUGCCCCAUUAUGCUGGGAACAGACCAACCACACAUAUGAUUCAUGGGCUAAUAACACCAGAGAAAUGGGCUGGCUUCCUAAACAGCAAUAUGACAAUGCCAUUACACUCCAAACCAGAGGCUGGUUCAAUGCUGACUGGUCUCAGCAUUCUGGCAUUGCCUGGUUAGCACUGAAUGGGACAGAAUGGCUAUGCAGCUCCAACCUAUGGUCAUGGCUGCCUAGGGACUGGCUUGGGCUGUGCACCCUAGGUUUUCCCUGGGUACAGAGAUCAUGGAUUAAAAUGAUUACUAAGCCUGAAAAUUAUACCCAUUUGGCUAGUAGAUGGACAAGAAGUGUUUUCCACUGGUAUGACCACUAUGCAACGAUUUCUGUGCCUUCCCUGAAUAUUGAAGAUACCAUUUGGCACACAGAAGCUUUAACUAAUUUUACCCGACGUGCAGUGAAUGACAGCUUCCAGAGUACCUCACUGACUAAUACAGAAAUGGUUUACAUGAGCAAAGGUGUGCUACAAAAUUACAUGGCACUGGAUGUUUUAACACCUGCCCAAGGUGGGACUUAUGUCAUUAAAACUCAAUGUUGUGUAUAUAUUCCUGAUAACUCGGGCAAUGUCACCCUUGCUUUACAGGACACACAUAAGCAGAUAAGCAUCUCAUCAAAUCCCGAACUUUCUUUUUCCCAAUGGUUAUCAUCAUGGUUUGAGUCUUGGGGGAAAUGGUGA
This is a messenger RNA of Pteropus alecto (black flying fox), 1219 nucleotides long. Its product is annotated as endogenous retrovirus group PABLB member 1 Env polyprotein. The transcript has a single exon. The coding region runs from base 113 to 1219 and encodes 368 amino acids. The record is from RefSeq and is a predicted model, not a curated record. Lineage: Eukaryota; Metazoa; Chordata; Mammalia; Chiroptera; Pteropodidae.